Molecule: messenger RNA, 6930 nt
Organism: Pseudonaja textilis
Lineage: Eukaryota; Metazoa; Chordata; Lepidosauria; Squamata; Elapidae
Gene: EIF4G1
Product: eukaryotic translation initiation factor 4 gamma 1
Cellular component (GO): eukaryotic translation initiation factor 4F complex
Molecular function (GO): mRNA binding; protein binding; translation initiation factor activity
Source: RefSeq, a predicted model, not a curated record
GUGCGGCUCCUCCUCUUUCUCCCCUCCUCCUCCUCCUCCUCCUCCUCGCUGGCUGCCGCUGCUGCCAUCGCGCCGGUCGUCGGCUCGGCGUCCGCCUCUGCGAUCCGGCCCGGCCCCACGUGCUUCGGGCCGAAAUCGAUAGUAAGGGGAUCCUUAUGCAGCAACACGUGAAAUGAACAAAGCUCCACAGCCCUCCGGAGGAACCCCGUCAGCCCCACACCCCUCCCCUUCUCCCGGACUUCCACAGCAGUCAGCAUUUCCUCCUGGCCAGGCGGCACCUGUGGUUUUUAACCCAGCGCAAGCUACCCAAAUGAAUACGCCUUCUCAGCCUCGACCGCAUUUCUACCAGAGCAGGGCCCAGCCACCGACCAGUGCUUCCCGGGUGCAGAGUAACACGUCGGCUCGGCCUGGCCCACCCACUCAUGUUUAUCCAGCUGCUUCCCAGGUCAUGAUGAUCCCUUCACAGAUCUCCUAUCCUGCUUCGCAAGGUGCCUACUACAUCCCUGGACAGGGUCGCAACACGUACGUCGUUCCGACACAGCAGUAUCCUGUCCAACCUGGUGCCCCCAGCUUCUACCCCGGAGGCAACACCCCAGAGUAUGGCCCUUUUGCUGGUGCAUAUUAUCCUGCGCAGAACGUGCAACAAUUCCCAACUUCCCAAGUCAUGAUGAAUCCUCAACCACCGGUCCCGCCAAAGCGAGAGCGCAAGACAAUCCGAAUACGAGAUCCAAAUCAGGGUGGCAAAGAUAUCACAGAGGAAAUAAUGUCUGGCGCUAGAACUUCUUCUACCCCAACUCCUCCUCAGGCCGGAAGCGGUUCAGAGCCACAGGCCAACGGGGAGACACCUCACGUAGCAGUUAUUGUCCGCCAAGAUGACCGUUCCAAGACCGGCCCAGUAGUAAGUAAACCGGUAUCCUUGGAGACUAGUAAAUCGGCUUCCCCAUCUCCCCCUCCGCCCCUGACUGAGGUGGAGCCUGUGCAGCCGGCCACUGUGACGCUGGUGCGCCCAGAGAGCCCAGUUGCUGUGGACACUAGAGAGGAGCUGCUGGAGGUCCCUGAAGACAUCCUCGAGCCCGUUAGCACCACCACUACAGUGCCAGGGGGGCUUGUGCCCCCUCCGGAGUCCUUCGUUUUGGACACAGAACCUCAGGAAGAGGUCGCUGCUAGCCCUGUUUUGGAGAUUCCUUCCCAGCCACCCCCAGAAACACAGGUGGAGGAAGAGGUGGUAGCGGAAGAGACAGUGGUGACCCAACAGGAGGCUUUUCAACCCGAGGAGCCUCCCUUAGCGCUGCCGUGCGCCCCUCCCGAUCCUUCUCCGCCGCUGGAGGAAGUGGCGGCUGAAGCGGGAGAGGCCAUUGAGUCAAAUGGGGUCUUAGAGGAGGAGCCGCUGGAGGCGAUGCCCGAGGUGCCCCCGUGCGAGCCAGAACCGGCCAUAGAAUCCCCCAUUGCUCAGCCGGAAGAGCAGGCAAUACCUGCAGGACUUGAGACCCCAGAGAAGCAAGAGGCCGAAGAGCCAGAGGAAGAGCCUGAGUCGGAUAUCAGCCCCAUCUCUGAACCCGAAGAGGUCAAGCCCGAGGAGGUGAUUAUCCCAGUGGCCGCGCCUGCUGUAGAAGAGGAGACGGAGCCAGAGGAGGAAGUGGAGGAGGCAGUCGAGGUCCCGGAGCAAAGUGCGGAACCAGUGGUUGCGCCCUUGGAGAUCACGGAGACCACAGAAGGGACGACGCAAGUAGCCGUAUCGGUGCCAAAGAGGAAGCGAAAGAUGAAGGAUCUGAACAAGAAGGAAGCCGUAGGAGAUUUGUUGGAUGCGUUCAAAGAGGUCAGUGAGGGGGCCUCUGAGACGGAGAACAACCCCCCAGCGCCAGCCCCAGAGCCUGAGGAACCUGUCCCAGCUCGUUCCCAGGAGGAACCUGAGGAGACCUGGGAGCAGAAGGAGGAUAAGCUGGAUCCCGAGAAGGUCAAGCAAGCGGAUCAAAAGUACCGCUACAAGGAAGGUGAGCCAGAGCAGUGGAAGCCCUUGAACCCAGAAGAAAAGAAAAGAUACGACCGGGAAUUCCUGCUGGGGUUUCAGUUCAUGUUCGCGAGCAUGCAAAAGCCGGAAGGGUUGCCCCAUAUCAGCGACGUGGUCUUGGAAAAGGUGAAUAAGAUGCCCCUGCGUCCCCUGGACCCUGUCCGUUUGAGCACGAUGAACUGUGGACCGGACUUCACGCCCUCUUUUGCCAAUCUGGGCCGUCCAACCCCAUCCAACCGUGGGCCGCCGGCUGGGCCAGGACAACGGCGUUCCCAGCAAAGCCUGCGGAAGGAACCCCGGAAGAUUAUUGCCACGGUGUCUCUGAAUGAAGACGUCAAGUUGAACAAGGCUGAGAAGGCUUGGAAGCCCAGCAGCAAGCGGGCCAGUGAAGUAGAAGACCCUGAGAAUAUAAAAACUCAGGAGCUGUUCCGACGUGUGCGCAGCAUUCUCAACAAGUUGACGCCCCAGAUGUUCCAGCAGCUGAUGAAGCAGGUCACCGAGCUGUCCAUUGACACGGAAGAACGUCUCAAGGGCGUCAUUGACCUCAUCUUCGAGAAGGCCAUCUCUGAGCCAAACUUCUCCGUUGCCUAUGCCAACAUGUGCCGUUGCCUUAUGGGGCUGAAAGUCCCCACUACUGAUAAACCUUCCACCGUGGUGAAUUUUCGCAAGGUACUCUUGAAUCGCUGCCAGAAAGAGUUUGAGAAAGACAAGGAUGAUGAUGAGAUUUUUGAGAAGAAGCAGAAGGAGAUGGAUGAAGCGGCUACUCCUGAAGAGAAAACGCGCCUAAAAGAGGAGCUGGAUGACGCGAGGGACAAAGCCCGCCGUCGCUCGCUUGGCAACAUCAAGUUCAUUGGGGAACUCUUCAAGCUGAAGAUGCUGACGGAGGCCAUCAUGCACGACUGCGUGGUGAAGCUGCUGAAGAACCACGACGAGGAAUCCCUGGAGUGUCUGUGUCGGUUGCUCACGACCAUCGGCAAGGACCUGGACUUUGAGAAGGCCAAGCCUCGAAUGGAUCAGUACUUCAACCAGAUGGAGAAAAUAAUUAAGGAGAAGAAAACAUCCUCGCGGAUCCGGUUCAUGCUGCAGGAUGUGAUUGACCUCAGGCGGAACAGUUGGGUGCCAAGGAGAGGGGACCAGGGGCCUAAGACCAUUGACCAGAUUCACAAGGAAGCCGAGAUGGAGGAGCACCGGGAGCACAUUAAAGUGCAACAGCUGAUGUCCAAGCAGGACAAGCGGAGGGGGCCUCCGGGCCCAUCAUCUGCAGGGGGACGAGGAAACUUAGUAUCGGAUGACGGUUGGAACACCGUUCCCAUUAGCAAAGGUAACCGGCCUCUUGACCCCAGCAGGUUAACCAAGAUCACUAAGCCUAGUUCAAUUGACACUAACAGCCAGCUCUUUGCACCUGGUGGACGACUGAGCUGGGGAAAAGGCAGCAGUGGCGGUUCGGGUGCCAAACCUGCUGAACCAGCUGCCGACACCAACCGUCCAGCCACGAGUACUUUGAAUCGUUUUUCAGCCUUACAACAGACGGCUCCUGCAGAGAGCCAAGAUGUUCGGCGUGUGGUUCAAAGAAGCAGCAGCAGCCGCGACCGCUCCGAAAAAGGCAGCGAGCGAAGUGAGAGGGUAGAGCGGGCGGAGCGAGGCGACCGCAUGGAGCGGAGCGAGAGGGUAGAGCGGGCGGAGAGAAACCGAACCCCAGUCACCAAGCGCAGCUUCAGCAAAGAAAUGGACGACCGGAGCCGGGAGCGCGAACGGCAAGGAGUCCUUGAAACGGUGCGCAAAGUGGCUAGCAUGACGGAAGAGCGUGACCGAAGCAGGGAACCUGCCAAGCGCGAGCCAGUGGCUCCCGAACCGCCCGCCAAACCUGCCUUAUCUGAGGAAGAGCUGGAGAAGAAAGCCAAGGCCAUCACUGAGGAAUACCUACACAUCAAUGAUAUGAAGGAAGCCCUGCAGUGUGUACAGGAACUGGGCUGCCCCACUCAGCUCUACAUCUUUGUCCGGAAUGGCAUCGAGUCCACGUUAGAGCGAAGCACCAUCGCUCGCGAGCACAUGGGGCUGCUACUCUACCACUUGGUCAAGGCAGGCUACCUCUCCAAGGAGCAGUACUAUAAAGGACUUCAAGAGAUCCUGGAGAUCGGGGAAGACAUGGAGAUUGAUAUACCCCAUAUAUGGCUGUACUUGGCAGAGAUUAUCACCCCCAUUUUAAGAGAAGGCGGGAUUCCCAUGGAGGAGCUCUUCAGGGAGAUCGCCAAGCCCCUAGUCCCUAUUGGCAAAGCCACAACUCUAUUGGUGGAGAUCCUGGGCCUACUUUGCAAAGGAAUGAGCCACAAGAAGGCAGGAACAUUAUGGAGAGAAGGUGGACUGAGUUGGAAAGAGUUCCUGCCGGAGAACCAGGAUAUCAAUAAGUUCAUCACAGAACAGAAAGUCGAAUAUACCAUGGGCGACAGCUCGGAUGCUCCCAGUCGGAAGGAGCUCACCUCUGAAGAACUCUGCAGACAACUAGAUAAACUAUUAAAAGAAAAUGCCAAUAACCAAAGAAUAUACGAUUGGAUUGAGGUAAACCUGAGUGAACAGCAGGUCUCCUCCAGUAUGUUUAUCAGGGCCCUGAUGAUGUCAGUAUGCCAUUCCGCCGUAGUCUUCGAGAAUCCUUACCGGAUGGACAAUCUUGUGAUUAACAGCCGAGCCAAGCUGCUGCAGAAAUACUUGAGUGAUGAAGAUAAGGAGCUCCAGGCCCUUUACGCUUUACAAGCCCUGGUGGUGAAGUUGGACCAGCCAGCAAAUCUCCUCCGAAUGUUCUUCGAUGCCUUGUACGACGAGGACGUCAUUAAAGAGGACGCCUUCUACAAGUGGGAGUCGAGCAAGGACCCAGCCGAGCAGCUAGGGAAAGGCGUCGCCCUCAAGUCGGUCACAGCCUUCUACACUUGGUUGCGCGAAGCUGAUGACGAAUCCGACAACAACAAUUGAGCAGCCCGCAAGAGGGGGAGGGCGGCCGGGGGGGGGGGGGGGGCGCAGACCGAACCUGCCCCGCUGCUGCUGCUGCUGCUCUGUGGCCCCCUCCUUGGAGCCUGGACUCCCUUGGGGCGUUUGGCGUGGGGGGGGGGAGAAACGAGGCGGCGCAGGGCUGACCUCUGCCACUUUUUUUUUUUCUCUCCUCCCGCCCGCCCUCAUAAGACUACUUCUUUUUUCUUUUUUUUUUUUCCUUUUUCCCCCCCCCCCCCCUUUUUAUUUUUUUGGUUGGGAUUUUUUUUUUCUCUCUCUCUUUUUUUUUUCCGUUUUAACAGCCUGUAUUGGUUUGUGUCUGAUGAUAAUAAAUUGAUGCUCAAGGAGGUAGGUGUUGCUGUGGGCGCUCCGCUCAGACCCCCCCACCCCCCCCCCCCUCUCUCUCUCUGGGCACCUGCCCUGAAUGAUUUUCCUGAGCGGGGGGGACGGGGACGAACCCCCCACAAUUCUUCUGGUGCAAAGCACCCCCGAAACACAUGUCUUUUGGAUGGAAAAUGGGGGCGGGUAGCCAACCCAAUGCCUACGCUCCUGCCAUCUCUCUCUCUCUUUCUCUCUCUCUCUCUCUCUCUCUCUCUCUCUCUCUCUCUCUUGCUCCCUCCUUCUCCCCCCCCCCCUCUCUCUCUCCUCCCUCAACCCUCCCUUUUCUCCACUUUAUGGCUGAAAUAUAGAGAUUAUAUAAAUAUAUAUAUAAAAUAUAAAUAUAGACUUAUUAAAUCUUUUUUGAGGUUGGAGAAUAGAACUCUUUAAACUGGCCGCAAAUGGCUCUUCCCCCUCUAUCCCCUCCCCCCCCCCCGAUCCUCUCAUAUGGUCACCCACUUUUAUUUGGAGGGGGGGAGCAUGACCGCCUGGAAUUAACAUAAACAACAACCCCCCCCCAAAAAACCCCAAACCAGAAUGGACGUUUCUUUGGAAAUCCAUUUUUGCAAGCGGAACAGAAAAACACUUCAAACCUUCACCGUUGCUGCUUGGGGAGCGGCCGGCGUCUCACUGGCCAAGAGGUGAGGGUGGCUCUGAGCUUCCCUGAACCUUCCCCUUCCCCCCCUUCUCCCUUUUUCCACAAGCUCACCACCACGGCUGCCUUGGCCUUCGCGGGCCAACCUCACCCCUUCGCGCCCUUGCCGUCUCGCCCUGCGGCCCCGCCUCCGAGCGCACGGAAAGGGGGGGGGCGCGAUGGCCGCGACCCGCUUUGUUCUGCACUUGGAUAGUUAACGGAGCUGCUGCGCGCUUGUAACGGAAAGGAAAACAAACAAAAAGCAAACGACAACGAAACCACAAACGAAACAAACUUUAUAAACCAAACAAAAAAUGGAUACAAUUACCGUUCACGCGAAUUUGUAAAUAUUUUUUUUUUUCCUCCUUUUUCUUUCUUUUUUUUUUCCUUUUUUUUUGGUUUUUUUUUUUUUCUUUCUUUACGGAGUAUUUAAUUGAAGAUUCAAAAAAAAAAAAGCAUCUUUUCACCGUAAACUGGAAAUAAUAAUAAUAAUAAUAAUAACAAUAAUAAUAAAAAAAGAACAUUGCUUAAAAACCAAGGUGAUGUGUGGGUGAUGUCGCAUUCCCCGCCCGAUCGGGGCAGGAAUUUUGGGAGCGAAAAAACACAGCAGCGUCUCGUAUCACCCAGCCUGCCAAAACAAAAAGAGCGAGAGAGAGAGAGAGAGGAAGGGGAGGAGGCUCGGAAGUUGCCCCUGUGUUCGAGCUGCUCGAUACGGAACAAUUUGGCAUGUCGUUCGAAGCCUUUUGAAACAGAACUUUGGAAAAAGAAAUAAAAGGGGACAGGAGAAAGAAUAGGCCUGAAGAAAUUCCACGGCGAAGAGGAAAGAGGCUACGUAGAAAGGAAGGUUAUUGUAAGUUCGGCGGUGCUUAUGAUUACAUGCGGCCAUGGCUGAUUUUGAUGGGACGUGAAAAAUAAAGUCUUUGGACAGGUU